Messenger RNA from Rangifer tarandus platyrhynchus (Svalbard reindeer), 1674 nucleotides. Lineage: Eukaryota; Metazoa; Chordata; Mammalia; Artiodactyla; Cervidae. The record is from the annotation of a GenBank genome assembly.
AUGGUUUAUAUCGGAGUGAAUGAAGUGCACAAACCAGGCUUGAGCACGUGGUCAACCUAUCCUGGAAAUGAGUUUAGCUGCAUGUGCGCGCUGCAGCUGCAGGUGACGGAGCGCGAGGAGGUGCGCGGCCGCGAGCUCACCGGCCUCAAGGCGCUCUACGAGACCGAGCUGGCCGACGCGCGACGCGCGCUCGACGACACGGCCCGCGAGCGCGCGAAGCUGCAGAUCGAGCUGGGCAAGUUCAAGGCCGAGCAUGACCAGCUGCUCCUCAAUUAUGCUAAGAAAGAAUCUGAUCUUAAUGGAGCCCAGAUCAAGCUUCGAGAAUACGAAGCAGCGCUGAAUUCGAAAGAUGCAGCUUUGGCUACUGCGCUUGGUGAUAAGAAAAGUUUAGAGAGUGAUUUGGAAGAUCUGAAGGAUCAGAUCGCCCAGUUGGAAGCCUCUUUAGCUGCUGCAAAGAAACAGUUAGCAGAUGAAACUUUACUUAAAGUGGAUUUGGAGAAUCGCUGUCAGAGCCUUACUGAGGACUUGGAGUUUCGUAAAAACAUGUAUGAGGAGGAGAUUAAUGAAACCAGAAGAAAGCAUGAAACUCGCUUGGUAGAGGUGGAUUCUGGGCGUCAGAUUGAGUACGAGUACAAGCUAGCUCAAGCCUUGCAUGAGAUGAGAGAGCAGCAUGAUGCCCAAGUCAAGCUGUACAAAGAGGAGCUGGAGCAGACUUACCACGCCAAACUUGAAAAUGCCAGACUGUCAUCAGAGAUGAAUACUUCUACUGUCAAUAGUGCCAGAGAAGAACUGAUGGAAAGUCGUAUGAGAAUUGAGAGCCUCUCGUCUCAGCUUUCUAAUCUACAGAAAGAGUCUAGAGCAUGUUUGGAGAGGAUUCAAGAGUUGGAGGACUUGCUUGCUAAAGAAAGAGACAACUCUCGCCGCAUGCUGUCUGACAAAGAGAGAGAGAUGGCGGAAAUACGUGAUCAGAUGCAGCAACAGUUGAGUGAUUAUGAACAACUUCUUGAUGUCAAGUUAGCCCUGGACAUGGAAAUCAGUGCUUAUAGGAAACUCCUAGAAGGUGAAGAAGAGAGAUUGAAGCUCUCUCCAAGCCCUUCUUCCCGCGUGACAGUGUCGCGCGCAUCCUCGAGUCGCAGCGUGCGCACCACCAGGGGAAAGCGGAAGCGGGUGGACGUGGAGGAAUCCGAGGCCAGCAGCAGUGUCAGCAUCUCUCACUCUGCCUCAGCCACUGGGAAUGUCUGCGUGGAAGAGAUAGAUGUUGAUGGAAAAUUCAUCCGCUUGAAGAACACUUCGGAACAGGACCAACCAAUGGGAGGCUGGGAGAUGAUCAGAAAAAUUGGAGACACAUCAGUCAGUUACAAAUAUACCUCAAGAUACGUGCUGAAGGCAGGCCACACUGUUACAAUCUGGGCUGCAAAUGCCGGUGUCACAGCCAGCCCUCCCACCGACCUCAUCUGGAAGAACCAGAACUCUUGGGGCACUGGCGAAGAUGUGAAGGUUAUAUUGAAAAAUUCUCAGGGAGAAGAGGUUGCUCAGAGAAGUACAGUCUUCAAAACAACCAUACCUGAAGAGGAAGAGGAGGAAGAAGAAGUGGCCGAAGCGGCUGUCGAGGAGGAGCUUUCCCACCAGCAGGGAGCCCCAAGAGGUUCCAACAGAAGCUGUGCAAUUAUGUAA